This is a messenger RNA of Mytilinidion resinicola, 723 nucleotides long. Its product is annotated as protein precursor. The coding region runs from base 237 to 632 and encodes 131 amino acids. The record is from RefSeq and is a predicted model, not a curated record. Lineage: Eukaryota; Fungi; Ascomycota; Dothideomycetes; Mytilinidiales; Mytilinidiaceae. The transcript is spliced from 2 exons.
CACGCUUCACUUACUCACUCACUCUCUCCUCGACUACUCCACUAUCGCCUCUGAGCUCUAGCAGCAGCGCUGGGAGCCCUCCCGCCUGCGUACAUCCAGCUGUCUACUGCGACAUCCAUUUCCUUGUGUUUCAACUAUUCAAGGCCCGCGCGUUACUCAUCACCAGCUCCGGACGCGGCGGAAGGACACCAACGUCUCUAUACCACUCAGCGCGUUCACCGACAAGAACCGCGAAUAUGAGCUAUAUAGCCUACUCGACCUACCUCUUCCUUCUCCUCCUCAUCCUCUCUACAACCCUUUACUACACCCGUGGCCACUGGUCCCACCGCCUGCCGACUAUUAACCUCCCAAAUCCCUUCCCGCACCUCUACCAACGCCUCCCAUCUUCCUUCACCGGCGACAUCGAAGCCGGGCUCUCCUCUAGCUCCUUCAACCUCUCCGAGAACGUCGAGGCCGGGGAUUCGCGCGCUGGAUUAGAUGACAAAGCGAAGAAAGAGGUGCAAGCGAUCAUGACAAGGCAGCGCGUGGGGUUUGAUGAGGCAAGGAGGCUGUGGGUGCAGGAGGGGUUCAGGCGGAAUGGGAUAGGCGCGGAUGGGAGGCCCAGGGAUCCUAAGUUUGUUAGCUUUUCGUAGGGGUAAUCGGGUUAAGAGGAGGGAUGUAGGUGUGAAUGCUUUAUCUCCUUAGUUCGAGAUUUCAGCGAGCGGGCGUUUUUGGUGGAUGACA